AUGCAGCAGUCUGGGUCUAGGAGGAAGAAGUCCUGGGUUGGUGCCAGCCCGAAGGUGCAAUACUGCUUCGGGGUCCGCCUCCUCCCACGGACCCGGAGCACGUGCCGGUUUGCAGAGCCGCAGCGGGGAAGCAGACUGAACAAAGACCUGAGACAUUAUCUCAACCAGAGGUUUCAGAAAGGAUCGCCGGAUCACGAUCUACAGCAGACUAUUAGAGACAACCUUUAUCGCCAUGCUGUGCCUUGCACAACCCGCCCUCCAAGAGAAGGAGAAGUGCCUGGUGUGGACUAUAACUUCCUGACUGUGGAAGAGUUUCUGGAGUUGGAGCGAAGUGGGACCCUUCUGGAAGUAGGAACUUACGAAGGUAACUAUUAUGGAACGCCCAAGCCUCCCAGCCAGCCCCUCAGCGGGAAAGUGACUUCCACCGAUGCUUUGCAAAACCCGCAGCCUGGCUCCAAGCAGUCGACUCCAAAGCGAACCAAGUCGUACAAUGAUAUGCAAAAUGCUGGCAUAGUGCAUACAGAGAAUGAGGAAGAGGAUGAUGUACCUGAAAUGAGCAGUAGCUUCACAGCAGAGUCUGGUGACCAAGACGAGCAUCAUACGCAUAUCGUAAGAGAGACAGCCCCACCGUCCGCGAUUGAUAACCACACCAACCUUCCCACCACGGAACCAUCUCAGAACCUCCCUCAAUACCUACCUCCUUCUGCCGAGGAUAACCUAGGUCCUCUGCCGGAAAACUGGGAGAUGGCCUACACCGAGAAUGGAGAAGUCUAUUUUAUAGACCAUAACACAAAAACAACAUCUUGGCUAGAUCCACGGUGCCUGAACAAACAGCAGAAGCCUCUAGAAGAAUGUGAAGAUGAUGAAGGGGUACACACGGAGGAACUGGACAGUGAACUAGAGUUGCCUGCUGGUUGGGAGAAAAUUGAGGAUCCCGUAUAUGGUGUCUACUAUGUAGACCACAUCAACCGGAAGACACAGUAUGAAAACCCAGUUCUUGAAGCAAAGAGGAAGAAACAGCUUGAGCAACAGCAACAGCCACCAGAAGAAUGGACAGAGGAGUGUCCAUCUCUCCCACCACCCGCUGCUCCAAACCAUGUUUCAAACAACCAGGAGGCAGUUCGGGAAGCACCAGUGCAAGGAAAACCUUUUUUUACACGAAACCCUUCGGAGCUGAAAGGGAAGUUCAUCCACACCAAGCUAAGGAAAAGCAGCAGGGGGUUUGGCUUCACCGUCGUUGGAGGGGAUGAGCCGGAUGAAUUUCUCCAAAUUAAAAGUUUGGUGCUUGACGGCCCCGCAGCACUGGAUGGCAAAAUGGAAACAGGGGACGUCAUAGUCAGCGUGAACGACACCUGUGUGCUGGGGCACACUCACGCUCAAGUUGUGAAAAUCUUCCAGUCCAUCCCCAUCGGCGCCAGCGUGGACCUCGAACUGUGCCGAGGCUACCCCCUGCCCUUCGAUCCCGAUGAUCCCAACACGAGCCUGGUUACGUCUGUGGCAAUUCUGGACAAAGAGCCGAUCAUCGUGAACGGGCAGGAAAAUUAUGACUCCCCGGCGAGCCACAGCAGUAAAACAGGGAAAGUAAAUGGCACAAAGGAAGCAAGACCCAGCAGCCCAGCUGAGGUCUCUUCCAACGGACCCCAUGGUUACCCCAAUGACACGGUCUCUUUGGCGUCUUCGAUAGCAACACAACCUGAACUCAUAACUGUGCAUAUAGUGAAAGGGCCUAUGGGCUUUGGGUUCACUAUAGCAGACAGCCCCGGUGGGGGCGGCCAAAGAGUGAAACAGAUUGUGGACAGCCCACGGUGCCGCGGCCUGAAGGAGGGCGAUCUUAUAGUCGAAGUCAACAAGAAGAAUGUGCAGAGCCUCACUCACAACCAGGUGGUGGAUAUGCUGAUUGAAUGUCCUAAGGGAAGCGAAGUCACGUUGCUGGUGCAGCGAGGAGGACUGCCGGUCCCAAAGAAGAGCCCAAAGUCGCAACCACUUGAAAGGAAAGACAGCCAAAACAGUUCUCAGCACAGCGUCUCCAGCCACCGCAGCGGGCACACCGCUUCCCCCGUUCACAGCACGCAGGUGCUGCCGGACUACGCCGCUGCGGAGGCGCCGGCUGCGGAUCAACCGGACAGUUCUGGGCAGAAAAAGCCAGAUCCGUUCAAAAUCUGGGCCCAGUCCAGGAGCAUGUAUGAAAGCCGACCUAUGUCACCUUCGCCUGCAACUGGACUGAGCAAGGGUGAGAGAGAGAGAGAAAUCAAUUCCACGAGUUUUGGAGAAUGUCAAGUUCCAGAUUACCAAGAGCAGGAUAUCUUUCUAUGGAGAAAGGAAACCGGUUUUGGAUUUAGGAUUCUAGGUGGAAAUGAGCCUGGAGAACCUAUUUACAUCGGUCACAUUGUACCGCUGGGUGCUGCUGAUGCUGAUGGCCGCCUGAGAUCAGGUGAUGAACUGAUCUGCGUGGAUGGGACGCCCGUUGUCGGGAAAUCGCACCAGCUUGUCGUCCAGCUUAUGCAACAGGCGGCCAAACAAGGUCACGUCAAUCUGACCGUCAGGCGCAAAGUGGUUUACACAGUUCCCAAGGCAGAGAAUGAAGUCCCGUCCCCAGCCUCUUCCCACCACAGCAGCAACCAGCCGGCCUCGCUGACGGAGGAGAAGCGAACGCCGCAGGGCAGCCAGAACUCCCUCAACACCGUCAGCUCGGGCAGCGGCAGCACCCGCGGGAUUGGCAGCGCAAUCGUCUCGGCGGUGAGCAGGCCGGAGGCGGGGACGACGUUCGGUCGGAUAAUUGAAGGGAGUCCCGCAGACCGCUGUGGCAAGCUGAAAGUAGGCGAUCGGAUCUUGGCUGUGAAUGGGUGCUCCAUCACCAACAAGUCACAUUCAGACAUCGUCAACCUCAUUAAGGAAGCGGGAAACACCGUCACCCUGCGCAUCAUUCCAGGAGAUGAAUCCUCCAAUGCUACUUUAUUGACCAAUGCAGAAAAAAUUGCUACAAUUACAACCACACAUACUCCUCAGCAAAUACCACAGGAGACCAGGAACAACACCAAACCAAAGCAGGAACCCCAGUUUGAUUUCAAACCACCCCAAGCAGCACAGGACCAAGACUUUUACACUGUUGAGCUGGAAAGAGGAGCCAAAGGGUUUGGCUUUAGCCUGCGAGGUGGCCGGGAGUAUAAUAUGGAUCUGUACGUGUUGCGGCUAGCCGAGGAUGGUCCAGCUGAGAGAUGUGGGAAGAUGAGGAUCGGUGAUGAAAUCUUAGAGAUCAACGGAGAAACUACCAAGAACAUGAAGCACGCUCGGGCCAUCGAACUGAUUAAAAAUGGUGGCCGCAGGGUCCGCCUGUUUCUGAAACGUGGAGAUGGCUCUGUCCCAGAAUAUGACCCCAGCAGUGACAGGAACAGUCCCGCCACAGGUUCACAAAAUGUAUCGGAAAUGAAACCCGUGCCAUCCGACCGACGGCAGCACCCAUCAUCGGAGUCCAGUUAUCCACCAGACCUUCACAAAUCAUCACAACAUGGGGACAAGCGGACUUACGUUAGAGACCUAAAAGGCAGCAGAGAGUUUAGCAGACAUCCCAAUGAACACCACACUUGGAAUGGGACUUCUAAAACCAACGACCACGUGCCAGGCAGGAGGACGGAGAGGUCGCCGGAGAGGAGGCACGAGAGGCAGCCGGAGAGGGCAGUGGUGAACGGGCAGAAGCGGAGGUCUCCCGAAAAGCGGAGGGAAGGGACGAGGAGCGCUGACAACACUUUGGAGAGGCGGGAGCGACAUGAGAGGAGGAGAGACCUCUCC
Molecule: messenger RNA, 3786 nt
Organism: Egretta garzetta (little egret)
Lineage: Eukaryota; Metazoa; Chordata; Aves; Pelecaniformes; Ardeidae
Gene: MAGI1
Product: membrane associated guanylate kinase, WW and PDZ domain containing 1
Biological process (GO): signal transduction
Cellular component (GO): cytoplasm
Molecular function (GO): protein binding
Source: RefSeq, a predicted model, not a curated record